UCAUACAGACUCAGACACGCACACGUCACACAGAUUCAGUCAGUCACAGUGUAACACACACGGACCGAGGUCGCUAAUGCUACAGGCUGAGCAAUCACAAAUACCAGCAAGAAAUCAUUGACCAUCCACCCUCCCAGCAGAAGUCAUAUAACAUAACGGAGGGAACGUCUAAGAAGUUGAUUUAAAGUCCUCUGUUGAACCAGGCCGGCACCAGCAUUUUAGACAGUCCCAACAGCACCAGAGGAAGGGAGUUCAUCUAGGAUCAGACAGUAUGCUGGCUCAGAUCCUACAGGAGAUGUGGGUGGACCCAGAGGUUCUGAAGGCCCUGAGUGAAGACCAGAGGAGAAUCUUGUUUCUGAAGAUGAGAGAGGAGCAGGUCAGACGCUGGAUAGAGAGGGAGGAGAAGGACGAGAGAGGGAGGAGAACCAGGGAACAACACAGGUCUAAAGAAGGUCACAGUAAGAGCGUGCGCUGGCUGUUGGGUCGUGAUGGAGAUGUGAGUGUGAGCGUGAUCGGCGAGGUGGAUGAAUUUAUAUCCUCCAAACUCCCCCAGACCCUUCGUACCAACACCAGACUACAGAGUACAGCAAUAAACAACAUAGUGGUUGAUCUCCAUACUGUGUCUCUACUGGCAGACAGAGAGAACCACCAAACCUGCUCACAAUCAGCCACACUGAUGCAACUCAGCGUAGACUCAGACGGCUCUAAGGACUCUGAGGAGGACCACGACUCAGGCAGCGCUGAGGACGACCCAAACGACCCCGUGGAGGACAGCAGCGACAAUGAGUCAGGCAACAGCACAGACGUAAAGGACUGGGGCCUCUGCCACAGACCCCACCACAGCAACAUCAGCCUGUCUCUACAACCCCAGCUGUCAGUCACAGAGAAGGCCCACCCACACGGCAGAGGAGUGGUGGUCAGUCAUGAGGAGGAGAGCCCAGCUUUUGGUGGUCGGGUGGCCCAGCUCAGGAGAACGUUUUCCACAUCCUCUCCCAUCGCCAAGCCCCCUGUGCCCACCAAACCUUCGCACCUGCAGCUGGUGCCCAGGUCCUCUCUGAGGUAACACUGGGGUCACCCACGGUCAACCAAUCACACAGAAGAGGUACUGCCCACCUGAAGAGCUCAUUUGAAUACCAGGUAAAAGUGACCUACGGACAGACACUCACCUGAGGAACGGUGCAGAGAAAGAGGAGCUCCGUACUUAGCCGAGUUAAAGGUGGACAUGCACAGCUGAGUGGGAGGAAUGCUUGACACUGGUACUCUGGUGAAGUGCCCCCCUCGUUGAAGGUUUGUGGAGACUGCAUGGUAGUUAUACAGUUCCACCUCUCCUUGAACCUAAAUACACAAGAGGUUUGGACAUGGUUAAUACAAGAGCUAUUUCUACAUAGUUACAUGGAAGUUUGUAUCUGAUUUGUACAUCGGGUGGAGGAAAAGGUUUAGCUUUACGUUUAUAAUCAGGAAUUAUGCAUAUUUUAUUUUCACUUUGCUGUCUCUCGUAUGUUUGUGUCAUAGGUCAAACCAUCCUGGUAUGUUUGGGCCAUAGGUCAAACCAUCCUGGUAUGUUUGGGAUAUAGGUCAAACUAUCCUGGUAUGUUUGGGCCAUAGGUCAAACCAUCCUGGUAUGUUUGGGCCAUAGGUCAAACCAUCCUGGUAUGUUGGGCCAUAUGUCAAACCAUCCUGGUAUGUUUGGGCCAUAUGUCAAACCAUCCUGGUAUGUUUGGGCCAUAUGUCAAACCAUCCUGGUAUGUUUGGGUCAUAGGUCAAACCAUUCUGGUAUGUUUGGGCAAUAGGUCAAACCAUCCUGGUAUGUUUGGGAUAUAGGUCAAACCAUCCUGGUAUGUUUGGGCCAU
Oncorhynchus masou masou (cherry salmon) is the source of this 1850-nucleotide messenger RNA. RefSeq names its product SH2 domain-containing protein 4A-like. Gene Ontology annotation, cellular component: cytoplasm. The coding region runs from base 272 to 1063 and encodes 263 amino acids. The record is from RefSeq and is a predicted model, not a curated record. The transcript has 5 exons. NCBI's taxonomy places the organism in Eukaryota, Metazoa, Chordata, Actinopteri, Salmoniformes, Salmonidae.